AUUCCGAACCACCGACUUCGGGAUUUGAGAAGUGGUGAUUACGGUCCAGGAUUCUUUUGGAUAAUGCUCACACCAAAGGAAUGGCUUACAGAUGACCAUAUAGAUGCAGCAAUGCAUAUGCUGAGGAGGCGACGCACCGACUAUCCACUGACAUUUCCUCAGAAGGGUAUCAUUCUCUCCACAUUCGUGACCGCCAUGAUCAGCAGUGCAUGGACGAGCCACAAGGGUCCGAGGAAAAACUUUAAAUGGGAGGAUUAUAUCCUGGACUACUGCACAGGGGCUCAUAAGUCCCAAGUCUUUGAGAGAUGGAGGGGUAACGAGUUUAUUUACUUCGUUCUGAACCUUCCCACGGCAAGGCACCGGGUCACGGUUGAAGUCGACAUGUAG
Molecule: messenger RNA, 387 nt
Organism: Cannabis sativa
Lineage: Eukaryota; Viridiplantae; Streptophyta; Magnoliopsida; Rosales; Cannabaceae
Exons: 3
Coding region: 64-387 (107 amino acids)
Biological process (GO): proteolysis
Molecular function (GO): cysteine-type peptidase activity
Source: RefSeq, a predicted model, not a curated record